Messenger RNA from Suillus clintonianus, 844 nucleotides. RefSeq lists its product as uncharacterized. Lineage: Eukaryota; Fungi; Basidiomycota; Agaricomycetes; Boletales; Suillaceae. The record is from RefSeq and is a predicted model, not a curated record. Bases 49 to 711 code for a protein of 220 amino acids. The transcript is spliced from 5 exons.
GGAAACUACCUUGCCCACUUGCAAUCACCCUUCAAAACCUCUGUUGUCAUGAGGAAAACCUCGUACGCAGCGACCUUUGCCGCUGUUCUCAUUAUUCUUGUCAUCAACAUAUUAUCUGCACGCCUCCCGGACUGGCUUAUUGCUAGAUAUGACAUAGCGAACGCCCAGGUCACCGUUCGCUAUGGGUUGAUGGAACGUUGCGAACGCUCCACCAUCAGCUUUCCUGGCCCUAGCAAAGGCGGUCAUCUAGAAUACACCGAUUACGAAUGUCGUGCAUUUCCACUCCGUGUAAAGGACAAGUGUGAUGGCGAAAACCGCCUGUUCUGUGCUCUGUGGACCUCGGCUCAAUAUUUCACCGAGCUUGGCAUCGGUUUUGCCGCCAUGGGUCUCGCCGCUUUGGUCAUUGGCGUGAGCACACACUCCAGGCGGAGAAGGGUUUGGAGAGCUGUGGCUGGGCUAGUCAUACUGCAUGCUGUCUUUCAACUUAUAACCUUCAUCCUCGUCACCGAGCUCUACCGCAAGGACCGUUUCCCAGCAUUUGAGCACGCUAAGCCUGGUGUUGGCUACGUUUUAAACGCUGUUUCUUGGGUUUCAGGUUUUGCCGUAGGAGCUGGUGUCAUUAUAACCGGUAUAGCUGCAGAUCGCGGCCAUAAGUGGGCUGCUGGUAACAGAGCAUACCGACCCAUUCGAGGUUAUGGUGCAACUCCAUAGUUCACUUCCUCUCCGCAAGCACACUUGUCAAUGACGCUCUAUUUUUGUUUUACUUGUACCGUAUUUGGAUACCUGCACGCAACAUGUAAAUAUUGUCCAUUGGAUAUUGAAUGAAUAUUGAUUCAAGUCGCCC